AUGAGCCUCGCUCUCCUUCCUCUCGCGACAGAUCCCCUCUAUCUGUCCGGUUCUCGCACGGCGCCUUCGCGACUUGCCCCUCGCCACAUUGCCCAAUACUGGGCCUGCACUCCGCGCCUCGCAUCAUUCGCCACCAGCAUUCCCAGCCAUCGCCAAGCCUCUACAAUGGCGUCGGAGUCCCUGAACCCAUCCGACAGGGACGCUCGCGAGCAUAAUCGCAAUUCGAACCCAAACGGCCGAGAGGGCACGCCGUACGCCGCCCGCGCGGCCGCUGGUGCCGCUGCUGCCAGCUCUUUCUUCCCGUUGGGAUACCGCGAAGGCUUUAGCCAAUGGUGGGCUCGCCUUCCUGCUGCCGCCGCCGAACACAAGGUCCUUUCAUAUCUCCCCUACCUGCAUCACCAGCCCCCGACCCAUCUUCAGACUGGUAAUACUGCCGAAUUUCCAAAUGGUACAACCCCGAGCAGUCUGCAGUCCGCAGACUACAACCAGGAGGGCCAGAUCUCAACCAACUCGCUCAAUGACCCCUUUGGUCCGCGUCGAUGGAGUUCAAGCAUGGUCGAACUGAGUGGCAAAGACCGCGCACUCAAUGAGUUCUCUGUUGAGAGAGUGGGCGAAGACACUGAUCAGCAUUUGGUCAUGCUUCACGGCUAUGGUGCUGGCCUGGGCUUUUUCUACAAGAACUUCGAGCCUUUGAGCCGACUGAAAGGCUGGCAGCUUCAUGCACUGGAUAUGCUAGGCAUGGGCCGCAGUACGCGACCCGCUUUCAAGAUCAAGGCCAAGGAGCGCGAGGAUGCGAUUCGAGAAGCCGAGGCGUGGUUCAUUGAUGCUCUCGAAGAGUGGCGCAUCAAACGCAAGAUCGACCGCUUCACCCUGCUCGGACACAGUCUCGGUGGCUACAUGGCUGUGGCCUACGCUCUCAAAUACCCAGGCCAUCUGAACAAGCUCAUCCUGGCGUCGCCAGUGGGUAUUCCCGAGGACCCAUAUGCAGUCACCGCGGGCGUAUCUGAGCCCUCAGAGUCUACUCUCGCCAAUGAGCUCACUCAGGACCAAACAGAUAUCACUGCGUCGGCUGCGGUUCCAGGCAGUGCGCCCAAGUCCAGUGAUGGCAGUUUCAUCACUGGUCGGAACCCCGAAAUUCAGGCUGGAUCUAAUCAGCCACCGCGUCGGAAUCUUCCUAAAUGGUUUGCGUACCUCUGGGACGCCAACAUCUCGCCCUUCAGCUUGGUCCGGUGGACCGGACCUCUAGGGCCGCGUAUUGUCUCCGGUUGGACAUCUCGACGCUUUUCCCAUCUUCCAGCCGAGGAAGCGAAGGCACUGCACGACUACUCGUACUCGAUCUUUAGCAUGCGUGGUAGCGGUGAAUAUGCCUUGGCAUACAUCCUGGCCCCAGGUGCAUUCGCACGAAGCCCCCUCAUCCGCCGAAUUCACGGUGUUGGCCGGCAGAUGAUUCAACCUGGGACGACAAAUCCCUUUGAAACCCCGACAUCAUCUUCCUCUUGCUCUAUCCUCCCUAAAUGCGCCCCUAAAUCUACGGCGCCGGAAGUGGAAACCCCUCCCACAUCUCCUGCGCCAGCUCCAGAUGCACCAGUCCCAACCCAAGAGCCUCGACGUGAAAAUGGUAUUCCUAUUGUCUUCAUGUACGGUGACCACGACUGGAUGGAUGUAUCGGGCGGUCACGCAGCCGCAGCACGCCUGGACGAGGAGAAAUCUCGCGUUCUAGCUACUGCCUCUCCCGAAGAACGGGAUCGUGAUCAAGGCUCAUCUAAAGUUGUGGUCAUCAAAAGAGCUGGACAUCACCUCUAUCUUGAUGGAUGGGAAGAGUUCAACAACUUCGUUCUCUCGGAGAUGGAGGAUGUGAAUAAGCGGGAACGAAGUUCGUGA
Penicillium argentinense is the source of this 1881-nucleotide messenger RNA. RefSeq names its product putative alpha/beta hydrolase. The record is from RefSeq and is a predicted model, not a curated record. Gene Ontology annotation, biological process: cardiolipin acyl-chain remodeling. NCBI's taxonomy places the organism in Eukaryota, Fungi, Ascomycota, Eurotiomycetes, Eurotiales, Aspergillaceae. The transcript has 2 exons. Bases 1 to 1881 code for a protein of 626 amino acids. Gene Ontology annotation, cellular component: mitochondrial inner membrane. Gene Ontology annotation, molecular function: A2-type glycerophospholipase activity.